Knipowitschia caucasica is the source of this 1116-nucleotide messenger RNA. The record is from the annotation of a GenBank genome assembly. Lineage: Eukaryota; Metazoa; Chordata; Actinopteri; Gobiiformes; Gobiidae.
AUGCUUCGCGCGGGGCUGGCCCCCGGCCUUAGCUCCCCCCUCUUUCUUCUCCUUGAUUCUCAAUAUCCUCACUUUCCUUCCUCUCUCCCUUCAACCUUCCAUAUUCGCCGCCCCCUUCUCAUCUCUCUCUCCUUGGGUGUGUCUGCUUUUGUGCCUCGCCGUACUUCCUGCGUCGUUAAUCCUCCUGCCUGUACUUUUCCAUCCUUCGCCCUGCUCCCCUAUCUGUGCUCGUCCCGGUCCUUUCUUGCCCGGCCCUCCUCCUCUGUUCUUGGGAAUUCUUUCCUUCCCUACGGAUCUGCUUUUUCCUUCCCCGCUUGCCGUAUUGUUUCCGGUAUCUUCUCUUCCGGCAUUUUCCUGUUCCGCUUCUGGCUGUGCGUGCCCCGUUCUUCCGUCCUUCCUGGUCUCAGUUCCCCGUACUAUUUUCUCCGCCAACUCGUGUCCCAGUCUCUUGCGGGCUCCUACGUGCUUCGGGCGACCCCGUCAGGCCCCGAUUCCCCUCUUCCCAUCUACCCUAGUUCCCGCUCGUCUGCCCCUUCUGCACUCUGGAUCCGGUUGGGUGUGUGCUCAUGCCCUUCUUGUCCGUUGCCCCCCUUCCUCCCCGUCGCACCAUGCCUUUGUCUCUUCCCUGUAUUCCCCGUGUCGUUCGGAGUCCACCAUGCCUUAGUUCUUUUGUCGCCUUUUCAUUCACCUGCUUUUGCCUCUGUGCCUACCUGGCCUCUUCCCUCUUCUCCCGUCCCGUGGCUCCUGUCCAGAACGUGGUGCUCCCCGUGCCCUCAUUGUGUCCCGUGUAGCCCGUUGUCUGGUUUGUGUCACAUCUUCUCUCUCUUGGUCCUUCUUUGCCUCUGCUCCGUGCCCGGCUCGCUGGGUCGCGGCCUACUUCUCCUGGCUUUCCCUGGCUCCCUGUCCGCCUUUCCAUGCCUUUGCCCAUUCUUGUUUCUUCUCCUUUCCUCACCUUACGAGUUUCUGCCGGCUCCUUCCGUGUUGACGUUUGAGCCCUCGUCGCGUCUUCCCGUUACAGCCCAGUUCUUCGUAGCCCGUCUAUUCUCGCCCUUUUGCAUGUCUCCCCCUGCCACUCUCCCUCUGCUAUUCCUCCCUAUCCGGCCCUGCUCCGUUUAG